AUUUUCCAGAAAAGUAAAAUAAAACAUAGUCUUAUUCAACUCUCCGCCUCGACGUUUCUUUGUUCUCAAGCUUUUUGCCGCCCUCCUGCUUCUGUCGCGGAGAUCUCUGAACGUCCCUCGCUCUUUCUUCUCCUUCAAGUUGGUGUAGGUUGAUAAUCAUGAAGCUUGAUACAAGCGGGCUCGAAUCAUUUCCCACUCAAUUUGGAGCAAGCGGUGAGCUUUGUGGAGGGUUUUCAAUCUCCCCAUCAUUUGAGCUUCCAAAUGCUGCUGAUUUUGAUGGCUUCCAAAAGGAGGCCAUACAGAUGGUGAAACCAGCUAAAGGAACAACAACCCUUGCUUUUAUCUUUAAAGAAGGAGUCAUGGUGGCUGCUGAUUCUCGAGCUAGCAUGGGAGGAUAUAUAUCAUCUCAGUCUGUUAAGAAAAUUAUUGAGAUCAACCCGUACAUGCUUGGGACAAUGGCUGGAGGAGCAGCUGACUGCCAAUUUUGGCAUAGAAAUUUGGGGAUAAAGUGCCGGCUGCAUGAGUUGGCAAACAAGAGGAGAAUCUCAGUGACAGGAGCUUCAAAGCUCCUAGCAAAUAUUUUGUACUCUUACCGUGGAAUGGGUCUGUCAGUAGGAACCAUGAUUGCUGGAUGGGAUGAGACGGGUCCUGGCUUGUAUUAUGUCGACAGCGAAGGAGGAAGGCUCAAAGGCACUCGCUUUUCUGUUGGAUCUGGUUCGCCGUAUGCUUACGGUGUACUGGACAAUGGGUACCACUAUGAUAUGUCAGUUGAAGAAGCAGCAGAAUUAGCUCGACGGGCGAUUUACCACGCAACGUUUCGUGAUGGAGCCAGUGGUGGAGUUGCUAGUGUUUAUCAUGUGGGACCAAGUGGAUGGAAGAAACUAUCGGGUGAUGAUGUUGGGGAGCUGCACUACAAAUACUACCCUGCAGUCUCCAGCUCGGUGGAGCAAGAAAUGGGUGAAGUAUCCGGAGCCUGAGAAAAGGCUGGUCAGUAGAGAUGUAUUUAUUAUUGGUACUGGUUCUGCUUUCCUUUUUCACAUUUGGGAAAGAAAGAACUGCAAGAAUUCACAUGUUUGGGGAAAUGGAAAUCUUGUGAAACAUGUGUUUGGUUGCUCAGCAUAAAUCUACCUGAAUGUAAUUUGAAUUAUGAAUUUCCCCUUCUAACCAGUUUUGGUGGAUUGUGAAGCUUCUUUAUCUGACUUGAAUGUUAUUUUCAUUUUUGAGCA
Molecule: messenger RNA, 1226 nt
Organism: Malania oleifera
Lineage: Eukaryota; Viridiplantae; Streptophyta; Magnoliopsida; Santalales; Ximeniaceae
Product: proteasome subunit beta type-5-like
Exons: 8
Coding region: 159-977 (272 amino acids)
Cellular component (GO): proteasome core complex
Molecular function (GO): threonine-type endopeptidase activity
Source: RefSeq, a predicted model, not a curated record